GUGAGACAGGAGAGAGAGAGAGACAGGAGCCUUCUUUAGACAGGAGCUCUGGCCGCCGCAGCUGUCUCUACCAUUCCUGGCCUGUCGACAGUCCACACAUUGGAGAAUUAAGAGGGACUGAAGGCUGCCCCACUUUUUCUUCACUCGCUCAGUUAGUUUGCUUUACUCUUCUCCUAUCGGACACCUCUGCAACACUAUCACAUUUUGACAGUUCUUGGGCCAGAGGCGCCCAAUAUGGCGGACCAGUACAACACCAACGAGGAGAAGAUCCUGAGGGACAGUCACACCAAAGAGAUCGACUUGAUCAACAGGGACCCGAAGCAAAUCAAUGAAGAUGUUGUGAAGGUGGAUUUCGAGGAUGUGAUCGCCGAGCCUGAUGGCACCCACAGUAUGGACGGCGUGUGGAAGGCCAGUUACACCACCUUCACUGUCUCCAAGUACUGGUGCUAUCGUGUGCUGUCGGCCGUCUUUGGCAUCCCGGUGGCGCUGCUGUGGGGCUUCUGCUUCGCCUGCAUCUCCUUCUGUCACAUUUGGGCCGUGAUGCCCUGCAUCAAGAGCUAUCUGAUCGAGACGCAGUGCCUGAGCCGCAUCUACUCUCUCUGCAUCCACACCUUCUGCGACCCACUGUUUGAAGCCCUAGGGAAGAUUUUCAGCAGUGUUCGGGUGGCCUUACGCAAAGAGGUUUAAAUCGCUUCGACAAAAUCAAGGUUUACAUGUUCGGUCUUUUCAUUUUACAGUUAUUUGUUUUUGGUUAAUGGGUUUCGAGGUGCCUUAAAAUAAAAAAAAAAUAUUUUUUCUGUAUGUGUAUGUGAGGCUUUGGGAGCAAUUUAGGAUUAUGCCACGUGCUUGUUCAGAGAGAACAACGAGAAAGACCUUUCUGAAUGACGACGGAGAGUGAAGCUGAUGUGAUAUCAUCUCUCUCGAUGUGUGACAGGUUUAAAAUGGGAUGCUGUUGAGUGUGGUAUUUUUAUCAUGAUCAAUGUCAGAUGUAUUCUGAGCAAUUACUUAUUAAACUUUUCAAUUUAAACAACAA
Danio aesculapii is the source of this 1033-nucleotide messenger RNA. It is a transcript of the gene cav3, whose product is annotated as caveolin 3. Gene Ontology annotation, molecular function: molecular adaptor activity; connexin binding; transmembrane transporter binding. The record is from RefSeq and is a predicted model, not a curated record. Gene Ontology annotation, cellular component: caveola. NCBI's taxonomy places the organism in Eukaryota, Metazoa, Chordata, Actinopteri, Cypriniformes, Danionidae. The transcript is spliced from 2 exons. Gene Ontology annotation, biological process: regulation of membrane potential; caveola assembly. The coding region runs from base 235 to 687 and encodes 150 amino acids.